Molecule: messenger RNA, 1623 nt
Organism: Cladophialophora yegresii CBS 114405
Lineage: Eukaryota; Fungi; Ascomycota; Eurotiomycetes; Chaetothyriales; Herpotrichiellaceae
Exons: 2
Coding region: 1-1623 (540 amino acids)
Molecular function (GO): FAD binding
Source: RefSeq, a predicted model, not a curated record
AUGCUUUUUUCUUCCUGUACCGCUGCCCUGGCAUUGGGCCUGGUAGCGUUGGUCUCAGCCCAAGACACAACGUUCGAGCCGCUUGACUUUAACAUCACCGAUGCCCUUCUUGACCAAGGCGUCAACAUUUCCGCAUUGCCUGAGCUGGAGUCCUUGGUCACGAGAUCCUCGACGGCUGGUUGCUCGAUAGCCUGUGACUCACUGAGGAUCCUCUUUGGCUCCUCUUCGGUAAUCAAGCAAAGCGACGCAAGCUACAAUGGCUUCACGGACAGCUACUGGUCCGCCCAGCAAGGCAGCGUCGACCCAUUCUGCAUAUUCAAGCCAUCGAAUGCACCCUCGGUAUCGAUAGCGAUUUUGAUUUCACGACUCACUCAGUGUCCUUUUGCCGCCAAAUCCGGCGGCCAUGCAGCCUUCGCGGGCGCCUCCAACAUCGAGGGCGGCAUCACCAUCUCGCUAGAAAGACUCGACACCGUCCAACUCUCCGGCAACAAGAAGACCGCCGAUGUUGGCCCCGGUAACAAGUGGUUCGACGUGUAUACCGCUCUGCAACCCUCGGGCGUGACCGUCAUAGGUGGCCGUGUUUCCGGCAUUGGUGUUGGUGGCCUUACUACCGGUGGCGGCAUCUCGUUCUUCUCGAACAUCUACGGCUGGGCGUGCGACAACGUGGCCAGCUACGAGGUUGUCACCGCAUCCGGCCUCAUCAUCACAGCCAGCCCUAGCGAAAAUUCCGACCUCUACUGGGCUCUCCGCGGCGGAGGUAACAACUUCGGCAUCGUCUCGAAAUUCACCAUGAACGCCAUCUCCCUGCCCGGCGGCCAAAUGUGGGGCGGCGGCCGAGUCAUCCUCGAAGACAAUUUCGACGCCGUGGUCAACGCUUUCUACAACGUGGGCGUCAACUCACCCUCCGAUCCCAAUGCCGCGCAGAUUCUCUCCUUCGCCUACGUCCCCUCGGCAGAUCUCAAAGUCGCGGCCGCCGACCUGCAGUACGCCAAACCCGUGGCCAACGCGCCCAUCUUCUCAGAGUACCUUGCCAUCCCCGCCAUCUCGGACACCACCAGAGUCCGCACGCUGGCCGACCUGACCCAGGAGUUCAACGCCAGCAACCCCGACGGCCUGCGCGAGACCUACUGGGCAGCCACGUACAAGCUGAACAAGGCCCACACGGCCAAGGUCCGGGACAUCUUCUUCGAGGAGAUCCAAUCCAUUAAGGACGCUGCCGGCCUCGUCCCCGCCGCGACCCUGCAGGUCAUCACGCAGGGCCAACUGGCGGCCAUGUCCAAGAACGGAGGCAACCCGCUGGGCCUGCCGGCGUCCAACGGCCCCUACCUCCUGCUCAACAUGAACAUGAUGUGGACGAACCCGGCCGACGACACCCGCAUCCUCCAGUGCAACCAGCGCAUCAUCGACCGCACCGUCGCGCUCGGCAAGUCCAUGGGCCUGUUCGAGGACUACAUCUACAUGAACUACGCGAGCCAGUACCAGGACGUGAUUGCCAGCUACGGCGCCACCAACAAGGCCAAGCUGCAGAGCAUCGCGGCCAAGUACGACCCCACUGGCGUCUUCCAGACGUUGGAGCCUGGGUAUUUCAAGCUGAACGGUCCGCCCGUCAGCGGCAAGCCCUAG